This is a messenger RNA of Durusdinium trenchii, 369 nucleotides long. The record is from the annotation of a GenBank genome assembly. Lineage: Eukaryota; Dinophyceae; Suessiales; Symbiodiniaceae.
AUGUUGCUUGCUUUUGUUGCUGUGCUGUGCCAGCAGCCACUGGAGCACAACCUUGAAGAAUUUAGAUUCUUCGUCGAAGUGGGAACUCUCUUUGCACAAACCUUGGAGAAGUCUCCCCUGCGUUUGUGCGAAGCGCACCAUCUCAUUGCCAAUCUCAUCCAAUCUCACAUCUCACGCGUCUCCAAAAUUUGGAGAUACUACGCAAGUCCAGAGUUUCGGUCAGGUCUUUGUGUUCGGAUGUUUUCUGAACGUCACACAAAAAAAACAACGUUGGUGAGUUCACCGGAGUUCCCCGGGGUCUUUUUCGGCGAGGCCGAGGCGGGCGCCCUAUCGCUCUCCAGCAGCUUGGGUCUUAAGGCAGCUGGAUGA